GUGUAUUCAUUGUUGCAGCGAAGAGAACUCCUUUCGGGACCUAUGGAGGUUUGCUGAAGGACUUCACGGCCACCGAUCUGACAGAACAUGCUGCUCGAGCUGCCUUGGCCGCUGGCAAGGUCUCUCCAGAGAUCAUUGACAGUGUCGUCAUCGGCAACGUCAUGCAGAGCUCCGCAGAUGCGAUUUAUAUUGCCAGACACGUUGGUUUACGUGUGGGAGUUCCUGUCCCGGUUCCAGCCCUCACUGUCAACAGACUUUGUGGCUCUGGUUUCCAGUCCAUUGCCAGUGGAUGUCAGGAAAUUUGCCUUAAUGACUCAGAAGUUGUUCUGUGUGGCGGAGCUGAAAAUAUGAGCCAGGCUCCUUAUGCAGUUCGAAACAUUCGAUUUGGAACCAGAUUAGGAGCAGAGCUCAAGUUGGAAGACACGUUGUGGGAAGGUCUAACAGAUACACAUGUUAAAAUACCUAUGGCCGUUACAGCUGAAAAUCUGGCUGCAAAAUACAACAUCACGCGAGAGGACUGUGAUCGAUACGCAUUCAGAACGCAACAGAGAUGCAAAGCUG
Molecule: messenger RNA, 561 nt
Organism: Cariama cristata (Red-legged seriema)
Lineage: Eukaryota; Metazoa; Chordata; Aves; Cariamiformes; Cariamidae
Product: 3-ketoacyl-CoA thiolase, mitochondrial-like
Exons: 4
Biological process (GO): fatty acid beta-oxidation
Molecular function (GO): acetyl-CoA C-acetyltransferase activity
Source: RefSeq, a predicted model, not a curated record